Molecule: messenger RNA, 221 nt
Organism: Paraglomus brasilianum
Lineage: Eukaryota; Fungi; Glomeromycota; Glomeromycetes; Paraglomerales; Paraglomeraceae
Source: the annotation of a GenBank genome assembly
AUUACGCAAGUGCUCACGUUUGGGUAGAAAAUUGGGAAUAUUACAAUUCAAAUGAUCCAUCAACAGAGAAUUACUCGCGAGCAGAAAAUUUCAUGUUGAACUUUAUUUGCAAAUGGUCUACGGAAGAGUUAGAAAAGCCCGUAUAUCUUGCAAAGAAUGUGGCCUUGCAAGAGACGGUUGGCUCCCUGUAUCCAAAUACUCUCCAUCAGCAUCGACAAUAA